UGAGGGAUUCUCGAACCAAUGCACAACAUGGCGAAAUCUGCGCAGCUGUUUUUGGUAAUCACAGCCAUUCUAGCGGGUUUAUUCCUUGAAGGAGGACUUUCGCAGCGGCAGAUAUGCUCGUAUUAUGGUAAUGAAAGGAAACCCAAAGAAUCAUACAGCCUCUCAAACUGUACUUGGUACAGGGAACGUUCCUGUUGCACAAGAACAGAAGUGACAUCAACAUUUUUAGGAAUGCCUCACAUUGCUACCUCAAGCGAAGAUUGCCUCAACCAUAUGAAUUAUAUGAUGUGCUACUUCUGCAGUCCAGAUCAGUACAAAUGGUUUAAAGGUGGCAAACUACACAUCUGUAAAAGUUUCUGUGAUGACAUCUUCUCACAUUGCAAGGAUGCAGAGUAUGAUGGGAAGUCCAUAGGGUCAACAUAUUCCAGUGGCAGUGAGUUUUGUAAGGCGCAAUUUUUCCAAGUGGCUGAUUCAGACUGUUUUGAAUAUGAUGAGAAGCUCUUUGGUUCUGCAUCAUUGCACCAAGCUUACUUUCAUGUGGUUGUGGUACUUCUCAUCGUCAACAUGAUAGAUUACUUUUGCUGGACUUGAUAAGUUUCUUAGGCGACAUGUUGAGUUGUACAUACAGAGUAUUCGGCUAGUUUAGAAAAAAUAUCAAUCUUGAAGAACCAAUCAAAAUCUGAUUUAAAGCUGAUCAUAUGAAAAUAACAGAAUGAUUCAUUAUGAAGUUAAAUGCAGAAUCCAAAUAUUCAGUUAUUAUGAGCAAACAUUGUUGGAAGAGGGAUAUAACAAUUACAGUCUUGGGUGGCAAAGUUCAGUGCAAUCACUUACACCUUGGUGCUGAAUUUACACUAUAGGAAAUCAGUUACAUAAGAAAGAGGUAUGUGGAAAUUACAAUCUGGAGUGGACAGAGUCUACCAAGAUUGAAAAAGUAACACUUUCUGACUAAAACUCUUUUCACCUUUUUGAUGUUGAGCAGCAUUUGUGCCAAAAAUGUGUGGGCAUAAGGUUCCUAGGCCCCUAUCUUUGAUGCUUCAUUGGUCACUGCUCAAGCAAGAAUUUUCAUUGCUGUAAAAUUUUGGAUUGAUUAAUCUCAUUUUCAGAGUGGCUAGCUCAAACUUAAGCCGAAAAGUAUUAAUAGCAAUUGAGCUGAAUGUAACAAGUUCACAAUAGUCAGACAUGUGUGCAACAUAUUGAGGAUGUUAUUUUGUAGUUUUGAUGGCUUAGUCUAGAGAAGAGAUAACCACUGAAUUUGAUUAUGAAGAUAGAAUGGGCCCAUUAUUAUGUACCACAGAGGAAAGCUUUUAAAAUCAGUCAGUUAUUACACAUAAAUAGUUUGAGUAUUUACUUUUGAACCCUUGAAUUUUUCCCCUUUGAGAUGUCUGCUACUGUAAUAUGACACUUUCAUACCCGGCGGCUUAGACUGUCUGCGACACAGGUUAGCUUUAAAUUUUCAAUGUGCUAACAUGAUAGCAGUGGAUUUUUUGCAGUCUGGCUUUCUGUUGAGGGGAAAAUUGAACACACAAACUGAGACAAAAGGCCAGAUAUUUUGUUUACAUCUACCUAUGAGUCACGUGAAGUAGUCAUUUUAAAUGCUUUUCAACCAUGGUCAUUUUCAAAUGUAAUAUUAAUAUAGAUAAUUUAUUACUUAUGUAAUCUAAACCUUUUAUCGCAAGCAGUAUUUUCCUCUUUCAUAGAUCUAUGCCUUUCAAUAAAUCACAUAUUAUCAAGUAAUUACCUUACUAUGUAAUUAUGCAUGUACAGACACUGUUUUCAGAUGGAAUCUUUAGCUCAGCCUCUCUAUCAUGAGUUAUAGCUAUACAAUUUCAUCUCAGAAAAUAGAACUUUAUUAAUAAUAAUAAAUGACAUAUACCUAUG
Molecule: messenger RNA, 1878 nt
Organism: Orbicella faveolata
Lineage: Eukaryota; Metazoa; Cnidaria; Anthozoa; Scleractinia; Merulinidae
Product: riboflavin-binding protein-like
Cellular component (GO): external side of plasma membrane
Molecular function (GO): signaling receptor activity
Source: RefSeq, a predicted model, not a curated record